Messenger RNA from Dibothriocephalus latus, 294 nucleotides. The record is from the annotation of a GenBank genome assembly. Lineage: Eukaryota; Metazoa; Platyhelminthes; Cestoda; Diphyllobothriidea; Diphyllobothriidae.
AAGGACGGAUUGGAUGUUGGGGAGAACACCAACCUGGGCGAUCGUCACACCUCCAAGAAGUUUGUUCAGCUCCUCGUCGUUGCGGAUGGCAAGUUGAAGGUGACGGGGGAUGAUUCUGGUCUUCUUGUUGUCACGGGCUGCAUUGCCUGCCAACUCGAGGAUCUCGGCGGCCAGAUACUCGAGAACAGCAGCCAAGUAGACUGGGGCUCCAGCACCGACACGCUCGGCGUAGUUACCACGGCGCAGAAGUCUGUGCACACGGCCGACUGGGAACUGAAGCCCAGCACGUGCUGA